Messenger RNA from Caenorhabditis remanei, 1098 nucleotides. RefSeq lists its product as uncharacterized. The transcript is spliced from 5 exons. The record is from RefSeq and is a predicted model, not a curated record. Lineage: Eukaryota; Metazoa; Nematoda; Chromadorea; Rhabditida; Rhabditidae. Bases 1 to 1098 code for a protein of 365 amino acids.
AUGGAGACGAUCCCACUAGGUCUUCUGGUAGAACUUCUGAAAUCAUUCCACUGGGCGCUUCCCAACAACAUCUCGUUGGAAUCCAUUAUAGAAUCCGAGCUACAAUUCCGUCAGCAGCUUCUACUCCUCCAACAGAAUCCACAAUUAUCACCGAUGACCGUACUACCGUCGCCUACAGUAACCCCGGAGUCGGUGGUGACGUCAUCACCGGUGUCGGUGUCGGUGGAUGAGGUGAUAGAUGUGGUGAAGGUGCAGGAGCAGCGGGUGGAGCCUAUGGAGCCAGAGGCAGAGCCAGAAAAAGGAAAAGAGAAGACGACGAAAAAGAGAGAAAGAAGAAGUCCAGUUAGCCCGUCGAAGACCUACUCGGAUUGCGAAAAAAAGCAUUUCCUCGACGUGGCCUACGAAAACAACUGGGGGACUACUGUAGCAGCAAACAAGUUCACACGAAUUUGGGGAAAAGGACCGACAAGACGAAUGUUUUAUUGGUGGAGAGAACAGUUUAAACGUGACAACGACCGUGACCACAAGACAUUGAGUGUGCUCAAGGACCGUAAAACUGAGUUAUCCUUGGAAUUGACCCAAUUUGUGCAAAAUCAGGAGCAAUUGAAGAUCAAAAGUCAGGCGGAUCGAGCCAAGGCGUGUCUUCACCAACUGGAAGCCGUCGAUUCAGAAAUUGAGAGCUUUUUGGGAAAGAAACAAAAAUCAAUGUGCUCAAUUACCGGCGAAAAAUGUGUUCACGGGGAUGGUAUUCAGGAGGAGAACAACGCGAUCAAAAAAUUCACCAACUCGUUUGUAUGCGAUUUUUGCAAAAUGCCAUUUCAGAAGGAAUCCACCUGCUUCCUGCACCAAAAACUGUGCGAGUCCCGCUUCAUCAACCCAAUCCAGUUGACCGCCUCGGAUCUUGCUAAGACUUCCGAGAGAAUCGUUGUGCAGAAGCUUGAUGAACCAGCUACAGUACCACCACCACCACCUACAGUAAUCCAACUGACUCCGCCCACUUAUGAGUCUUACAACAACGAGUUGACAGAGCUCGCCGAGCAACUCAUCGCUCGUUUGGCUGCAUGCGCCGCCGGCCAGACUACAGUAAUCUCAAAUUGA